AUGGCAAUGCAGGAGCACAAACAAAUGGAGGUGCUAUGGAGGACACAUGGUUGGCUUUCGAGUCACGCCCAGGCGGGGUGCAUCUCUUUAAAUGUGGAAAUGCAGAAGUACUUGACCAGCGGGCCAUGUGAUUGUUCAAUGGUUGAGUGCGACAGGAUAGAGGUCUCGGCCCAAAAGAGGGAAAGGAAUACAACUUUGAAAGAUAAGUUGGAAAGGGUUAAGGCAGUGGUGCUUUGUGGUCGUUGGAGCGAAGAGAAGAGGAUAUUCCUAUAUGGUGUUGUUAUGCAACAGUGCAGUGGGCAUGUCGACGAGGACGUCAACACUAUCAGUGGGGGAGAAUGUCACGGGUCGCACAUAGACAAGUGCUACCGUGACUCCAUUGGGACAUAUAUGCGCUUAAGAGGUAGUCUAAGUGUGGAAGGGCGAGAGCUUAAGAGCUAG
This is a messenger RNA of Prunus armeniaca (apricot), 441 nucleotides long. NCBI's taxonomy places the organism in Eukaryota, Viridiplantae, Streptophyta, Magnoliopsida, Rosales, Rosaceae. The record is from the annotation of a GenBank genome assembly.